AUGGCCGCGACGCGGGUGCUGCUGCUCCUGUCCGGGCGUCCGGAGUCGGUGAGCUUCGCACAGAGUGUGUGUGGCCUCCUGGGCGCUGGGUCAGGGCUCGGGCCCUGGCCCACGUACUGCAGCCUGAAGCGAGGACAGCUCGUCCUCUCGGACAGGCCGUUCCCAGGCGCCUCGGCUAGGCUUCCGCUCCAGCGACCCGCUUUCUGCCCUUUUGCGGCCUUGGACCAGCAGCCCAAGGCCCCCGGGGCCCAGCUGCCCGCAGAUCGAGGCGUGGGCCUGGGCGUGGCCGUCAUUCUGCAGUCCAGUGACCAGAUGGUUUUGUUAACCCGAAGGACUCGCACCCUCAGCAUUUCCCCCAACCUCUGGGUACCCCCAGGUGGGCAUGUGGAACUCCACGAGGAGCUGCUGGACGGAGGGCUUCGAGAGCUUUGGGAGGAGACUGGACUACAGCUGCCCCAGGGCCAGUUCUCUUGGGUCCCUCUGGGGUUAUGGGAGUCUGCCUACCCUCCUAGACUGAGCUGGGGUUUCCCCAAAUACCAUCACAUUGUUCUGUAUCUACUUGUGAUCUCCCAGGAGUCACAACAGCAGCUGCAGGCCAAGAUCCAACCAAACCCAAGUGAGGUGAGCGCCUUUACGUGGCUGAGACCAGACAUAGCAGCUGCAGUGGCUGCCACAGAGGAUGGGACAGAGAUACCCACACUUCCCCCCCAGGACCUACCACCCUCUGUCCUUGCAGUGGAACUAGAGGAGGAUGGAAGAGCCCGACGACCUUUAGUCCUGCCCAUGUCCACACUGCUGCAGACGACCCCAUCCACAGCAGAGGACAAAGAGAGGGUCAGCACUGGAACCAAGUUUGCCCUCAGGCUCUGGCUGCAACAUCUGGGCAGGGUAACACCCCCAUCACGUGAAAGUGGAGCUUACAUGGACCCCAGACCAGCAAAAGAAGAACAGAACAUGGACCCUCUUCCCCCAAACCAGGGGUCUGGGAAAUGAAGUACAUAAUCCCUUCCCUAGUCCACCUCCAUGACACAGAACAUUCACAAUCUUUAUUAUGGGUGAGAACUUUGCUACAACUUUGGGAAUAAAAAGUAAAAUUACAACAUAGAUCCUAGGCCCUGGAGAAGCCUGAAAAAGGAGAUUGGGAAGGAGGGCACAAGGGUCCGCCCAUCUCCCCAGAAAGGUGCAGAAUGAGCCAGGCCUAACCACAGGGCCAUGGGCCUCUAGAAGCUUAGGUCCUGGCCCGCUGGCAUAAGAAACAUCGUGAAUUUAAAUAUAUAAAUAGAGAUAGAGCCAGGCAAUAGGCCAGGCCCUGCUCCCAAACCCCUGGGGAUCAUGGCUAAGGCCUUAUCUCCUCCUCAGUCAUACUGGAAGCAGGAGGCAAAGGAAGUCAUCUUUGGAGUAUUUUGGUUUUUCUUGUUUAUGUACAAAAAAUCCACAAUCCAAAAUAAAAGUUCUCUGUCCAUCUCUGAAA
Messenger RNA from Propithecus coquereli (Coquerel's sifaka), 1471 nucleotides. It is a transcript of the gene NUDT17, whose product is annotated as nudix (nucleoside diphosphate linked moiety X)-type motif 17. Bases 1 to 993 code for a protein of 330 amino acids. NCBI's taxonomy places the organism in Eukaryota, Metazoa, Chordata, Mammalia, Primates, Indriidae. Gene Ontology annotation, molecular function: NADH pyrophosphatase activity. Gene Ontology annotation, biological process: NAD+ catabolic process; NADP+ catabolic process. The record is from RefSeq and is a predicted model, not a curated record. Gene Ontology annotation, cellular component: cytosol. The transcript has 8 exons.